Messenger RNA from Carassius auratus (goldfish), 2282 nucleotides. RefSeq lists its product as uncharacterized. The transcript is spliced from 3 exons. NCBI's taxonomy places the organism in Eukaryota, Metazoa, Chordata, Actinopteri, Cypriniformes, Cyprinidae. Bases 816 to 1625 code for a protein of 269 amino acids. The record is from RefSeq and is a predicted model, not a curated record.
AUGGUUGCUGGUGGCUUGUUUGUAUGUGUGGGGGAGGGAGGGCUGCUAAAAGCAGAGAACUUGAUUGACCAUGUCUCACAUUGCCAAGUAGGGUCUUGCCCAGGUGUAAACAGGUAUGAAUUAGAACAUGUAAUUGCAUGCAGCUUGCUCUCAAAUGAGAGGUAAUUCCUUUUGUGCUGAGGUGGAUAAAAUCUCACUGCACAUAGCCUACUACUUCAGUGCCCUCAAGAAUUCUGUGGUGUACGAACCUCCUCUCCAAGAAAAGCAAAUUCAGAGAAGACUCACCACUCAGCAGGCCUUGGAAAUUAUCCUGAGUGAAGUAAACACUUGUGACUCAGAUGGAGAAGACAUAGAACUUCAGCCGGAUUCAGACUCAGAGCUGUCUGAUCUGUCUUCAGGUUAAGUUUCAGAUGAGGAGACUGCUCCUCAACCAAAAAAAGAGAGCCCGUUUGGGGACUGACCUGACAGAGACGGCGAAAGAAGGCAAAGCGUGGCAUGAAGAACAGGUGGGGACGUGUCUCCCUUUCACCCCAAUCAAAGCGUACGCUGCUGAUGGAGAGCUAACGGCUAAGGCCAGGAAAAGUAUCUCGAGUUGCCUUCAGUGCUUCCUGCGUUUCAUCACUCUUGACAUGCUUCAUAUCAUUCAAGAAUGGACUAUUCAACAUGCACAGGAAACGGAGCAUGUUCAUUGGUUCAUGGCCCUCCCUGAACUAAUGGCAUUUAUUGCAAUUGUCAUCUUGCGGGGGCUUACCAAGGUUCCAUAACUAUGUGACUGCUGGUCAGCAAACCUGGGAAACCCACAUAUCAUUGGAACAAUGCCGCGAAACCGCUUCCAAGACAUCAUGCGACACCUACGCUUUGAUGACAGGUCCAACCAGAGUGAUCGAGCAAAGACUGAAAAGUUUGCUGCAAUUUCCAGUGUGUGGGGAUCAUUUGUCACCAAUUGCAUCACGUCCUACAACCCUGGUCUACAUAUCACCGUUGAUGUACAGCUUUUCCCGUCAAAGACUCGCUGCCAUUUCCUGCAGUAUAUUGCAACUAAACCUGACAAGUUUGGGAUCAAGUUUUGGGUGGCUUACGACCUAAAAUCCAAGUACAUUUGUAAUGUCCUCCCAUAUCUUGGCAAGGACGCUAGUCGUCCCAGUGGAGUGAGACCGUCUGAAAAUGUAGUGAUGAGGCUGAUGGAACCAUUCCUAGACAAGGGCCGAAAUGUUACCAUGGACAAUUUCUUCACAUCGCUGUCACUUGCGCAUAAACUUCUUAGCCAGAAAACCACCAUCCUCGGCACAGUCAACAAGAUUUGCCGGGAAAUCCCUCAAUCCGCUAGACACACAGAUCGCAAUGAAUUCACCACUCAGGUGUUUUCAACCACUGCUGCUAUGCUGACGGCGUAUGCGCCCAAACGGAAGAAGACAGUCUACAUUCUUAGCAGCAUUCACAGCAUGAUUCAGACUGAUAAUACCACCAAAAGGAAGCCAAACACUGUCACCCUUUACAACACCACAAAGUGCGGCGUGGAUGUGAUGGACCAGAUGGUGCGGGAGUACACUGUCCGCACAGGGACACGGCGCUGGCCAGUUGCCGUGUUCUUUUUUUUUUUUUUAUUAUUAUUAAACAUAAGGUGAGGCCAAACAAGUUUGGAGGAACGCUGCUCACCCCGCUCUCCAGAACAGGCACAAGGAUUUAUCAUGGAUGGUGGCUAAUGAGAUCCUCCGGGUCAGGGUGGUUAUGCACUCCAGAGGCAAAAAAACCCCAUCUGCCCUCGGUCUGGCUGCAAUUCCCCAGAGACCGUCCACCACCUGCUCUGGGAGUGUGGCACUGUGCGGGACCUCUCGGCCAAGACCGGCCCCCUGUAUUUCCCGUGCCUACCAGCGGGUGGGGCCUAGUACGGGUACCAGCUCGCAGUGGGCUGGGGCUUGAAGGACUUGAUGGCACAGGAAUUCACCUUGCUUUGGCUCACCCUCAACGUUCUCAAGGAUGCCAUCUGGGCAACCAGAAACCUGCUGGUGGGGAAGCGCAUUACUGUAACCCUCCAUGCAUGUGAGCUAAAGGUAACAUCAAUGCUGCAGGGGUACCGGACGACGAUAUUCAGAAGGGGGGACCGGUUUCACACAGAUAGGUUCCCGGCAGACACUGAACCUGGCCGCCCGUAGAUUCACCCUCACCACUCUGGCCAUGUGAACAGUGGGCCAGCAUGCCGGAGGAAUGGGGAUCUCCGCUAAGCCCAUAAAGUGGCAUCUCAUGUGUGUGAAAAAUGUGUGUGAAAAAAUAAAAAUGAAAAU